Messenger RNA from Aspergillus vadensis CBS 113365, 150 nucleotides. RefSeq lists its product as uncharacterized. The annotation marks the transcript as partial. The record is from RefSeq and is a predicted model, not a curated record. The transcript is spliced from 2 exons. NCBI's taxonomy places the organism in Eukaryota, Fungi, Ascomycota, Eurotiomycetes, Eurotiales, Aspergillaceae.
CUACAGUACUACUACCUGAUUAGAUACUGGCUAGUAUCUAUCUCCUGUAGUGAUCCAUACGAUAUCCAUUUCUGCAGUGAUUAUUUUUCCCUGCUGCUCGAGUGGAGAGUUCCCGGCGUGCCCGGUUCUGCCGAUGAGCUUACCUGCUGA